GUGCAAGUGGUAUUCCUCUUCAUCCUGGUAGUCUGAUGGCUCGACUUUGUUGCCUUCCAUCACCAUCUCUCAAUCAACAUGUCAGACGACGGGUCCAAACACAUCGCUUGCGAUCGUUGUCACAAACGCAAAGCACGCUGUGACAAACUUCAGCCGGCAUGUUCAUCAUGUGUCAAGGCCGAUACACCAUGCGUAUACACUACUCGCGAUCCUGCGAUUCGACGCCAGGAUAUGGAAAAGCUUGAAAGAAGAUUGCGCCAGAUGGAGGCCAAGAAUGAGGCCUUGACCAGUCAAUUGAGAGAAGCCAACCACCGCGCAAGUCUCAAUACUUCAACUGCAAACGGACGCCCACAUUCAACCAGUCAAUCGUCCACAACGGAAUUUGCAAAUAACAACCACAAUUCAAACAACAACGAGGUCGCCAGUCAAGUCUCAUUCCUCAGCUUGAGUGCUGGCGGAGAACGGCAGUUUUUGGGCUCAGCUAGUGGCCUACUUCUUGCCAGUCUUCUCCAAGCUGACAAUCGAGCAAAAGGCCGUGGUGUCCAAGACGAUGAUCACUACAAUGCAGCACGCAGAUUCAGUUCCGUUGCUCGUGCCGGCACCCUCACUCCAGAUGUCUCCGCUUUACCUCCAAGCAUGCUGGCAAGGAGUCUGGUCUCAGCAUACCUAGCACAUGACCACCUAUCCUACCCAUUUCUACACGCCGGCAAACUACUUCAAACCCUCGAGGCAGUCUACAACGACGAUGAUUUCUACAGGAGACAGCCAGUCGAAGCCUUUACUUUAGACAUGGUCCUCGCCAUUGCCACUGCUCAAGUCUCGAAGUUCGACUGGCAAGUGAUGCCUGAUGCUGAAACUCAUCACGAUCGUGCCAUGAGUAGAUUGGGACCUGUUCUCGGGAAGGGGGGCUUGGAUGCGCUCCAAGCUAUCCUCUUGAUCUGUCACUAUAGGGUUGGAAGCGGUCUUUACGAUGCAUCUGCUAGCUUAUGGCAUCUGGUCGGCAUUGCCGCAAGAAUGUGCUUCGAACUUGGAUUGCACCGGGAGUCUGUCUACUACGCCCCCGAAGAAGGCGCAACCGGUCCCGAUGAAGCUGCACUGGAAAUGUCAGAGGUGAAACGGAGAUGCUUUUGGUGCGUGGUGGCCAUGGACCGAGUCACAAGUAUCACGCUAGGACGGCCACUCGCCAUCCAUCUGGAAGACUUUGACACGGAGCUACCUCGUGCCGAAGCACAUAUUGUUGUAAGCCCGGACAACAAUCUGUCUCCCACCGAACCCAUUGGAAGCCCUCCUUGGCAGCUACGCACCGCCAUCUUCGUUCACAUUGUGCGCUACCGGCUGAUCUGUGGCAAAAUCCUGAGUUCAUUGCACAAUGUUAUCAAGUCGAGAAUGACAGCAACAUUUGACUAUGAAGCGGUGCGCCGUCAACUCACGGAAGAGCUUGAGGCCUGGCGUUCAGACAUCCUUGGCUUGCCUUUGGGCGCAUUUCCGAGCGACUCGGAUAGAUCAAGCUUUAGGUCUCGGGAAUGGUAUGACCUCUUGUACCAGAACGGGAUCUUGAUGCUUUACCGGCCAUCACCCUCCCUGCACGAGGUCUCUCAGAACAAUCAAACUCUUCAAAGGAUCUUCGAGGCAGCCCAAAAAUCCAUCAGCAUCUAUGCAUAUCUCCACAAAUCGCGUCGCAUCAACUAUUCAUGUAUCACACUCCACGGCGUCUUCAUUGCCGGACUAUCGUACAUCUACGCAGUACGAUCACACUUCCAAAACCGGCGCCGGCACUUGCGCGGAACGAUCGAUCAUCAGUCACAUGCUUGUUUGGCGACGGAUCCGACUAUCAAUCAGAUAGUCAACACCACUCGAGAUUGCUCCAACGUCCUCGUGGCAGUAUCCGAGCGCUGGAGUACAGCUCGCAAUGCUCACCAAGUCUAUGGGCGCCUGAGUGACGCUCUACUAACUGAUGUGAUCGAGUUCCAAGCACAGUCACGCAAUGCGUUCCCUGCCACCACUCAGUAUGCUGUACCGACCCAACCCAUGUCAGGCAUGAAUAUGACUCCUGCAAUGCAGCCACAGCAAUCAUUCCCUUCGAUGACUCCAAAUGACAUCGACUUUAGCUAUCAAGAAUGCUUUGAUGACCUACAGAAUCUGUACACAAGUUAUGAUUUCGGAAAUGUCUCCAUGAUGCAGGUGUCACAGGAUUGGCUGUACGAGAUUCAAUCCCUGGACCAGAGUUUUCCAGGCCUAGCACAUUGAACUGUCGAAGGCUCGGCUUCCCACAGCAACUGUAAUGCUUAUGUGGCCAAGUACGCCUCAGCCUCCCCCCGACCUCGACGUCGACGGGCUUGGACAUAGGCAGACGUGGGACUAUGGGACGAAGAUAUAAAAUGUCUAAACGCCUUCGCCCUCAAGCCCACAGACAUUGUCAUUCUCCUUCUUUAUUACGUUGUUGGCGCUGUGGUCAACUUACCCGAUUAGGCUCCAGCGCACGCAGGCGUGCACCGUUUCCCGUCCCAAGCAGCCAUUCGCAGAAAUAUUGAGAACGACAAACUGUACUCAAGGUCCCGGCAGAAAUACCUCUCGUCAUGCACAGACUUCAAGUCGCAUCUACUACACUGCGACGCCACCCUCCUGUUGCUGCAUCUCAUCCCGAACACGGCUAAAUCCACCCACGCUCCAAGAAUCUCGUCGGAAUCUCGACAUGUCUGCUCCUCAAAUACUCACCAAUACCCUUACCCAGGCCGUCUAUUCUGUCCGACGAAGCAAUCCCUCCCGAGAGAUUAUCAAGCACACGACUGUUCGAUCUAUCAGCUCAACUCUUCACCAAACGAAAGACUGGACUUACAAGUGCACGGCCAGAAUAUUUGGAAACUCGACCCUCUCGACCCUUCGAUCGGGAUCAGCCUUCAACCAAUCCCGCCCAAACAAGCUCUUCAAUUUCUCGACAGACAAGAGCGUUUUCAGCCACGGAUACUCAUCCUCAUGCCGUACAAAGAACCCAAUAUUCGAAUUAUCGGCCUUAUCCCCUGAGCGCGCAUGCACAACACUUCCCAGCGGCGCUGUUGUCGUUGCGCCCAGACUCGCAAGAUCGACUGGGUCACUUGUCUCAUAGCUGGGCCGUUGUGCAGGGUACUCCGCCGUCCGUGUGGGUGAAGGUAUAUCCAUGACCUUUCCAUUGCCCACGUCGACGCUGAGUUCAAUCGCAGACAGCGGGAUCGUCGCGGGAAAGAUCUCCAUGAACGGCUUCGGAUCCAUCGUGCGGAAGUCCAAGUUCAUGUGGUACCCUGGAUAACUCUGCAUUCUUAAUGCAUAAAUAGGAAUCUUAAAAUGUUUGGCGUCAAUGUCCUCUUUCCGCCGUGCUUGCGCGAACACUCGAAGUUGGACAGUCCCGGCUUGCUGUGAAUCUGGAUUCUCGACUUCACUGCCGUACUGCUCGAUGCUAAGCUUGGUGAAUUUGUGGUUUCGGAAAAUGUGCUUGAGUUGGUUUCGCAUCAUAGUUGCUUUGGCAUCGACAUCGAGCCCAUUGAUGAAAAAGGUCGCUUCGGCUUGGAACCCGCCUGGCGCGGCGAACAUGGCUUUCGUGCUUGGUGGAGGUGGGAGACCCUUCACACCGGAUACCCGGACGCGGUCAACUGUGCCUGGUUCGGCCUCGAUGCGAAUUUGUGAUAGGUCUGCGACAACAUCUGGGUUCAGAUACAGAUGACCUUGCAAUUCAUAAAGAGUUUGUGCUUUGACGGUCUCGGGCGUAACAUGCCCGCCACCGGUCGUGGUCUUGGUGAUCACGCACCGUCCUUCGGCGUCGAUUUCAGCAAUGGGGAAUGCAACGUCGACCAAUUCCGGCAGAAAGUCUUUGAACCCGGAGAAAUUGGCGCCGACGAUGUAUGCGCCGCAUUCGAUAAGGUGGCCUGCCAAAAGAGAGCCGGCGAGAUGGUCAAAAUGACUGGGUGAGUCAAGUGGCCAGCCGAAGUGCCAUGCAGCGGCGCCCAUGACGGGCGAGGCAUCGGUCACGCGGCCGCAGAUGACGAUUUGGGCACCGGCGUUGAGGGCCUCGACAAUGCCCCGACAGCCAAUGUACGCGUUGCCGCAGAAGGGUGUGAGGUCCCAAUCGCCUAGACUGCGGUCGGUGUGGUCCAGAUGUGGGAAGGAGAGGUUCAGUGAUUGGCGCCGGGCUGGAUCGCGCAGGAGAUGGGAAAUGUCGUCACCCAGGACGGCGGCGACAAUGGUGUUGUGGUACCCUCGAGACGCGCAUAGGUCGCGGACUUUAGCAGUGAGGGAGGCCGUGUUGAGCGCGCCGGCGUUGGUGAUGACUUUCAUGCCCUUUUGUAUGAUGGUGUCGAGGUUUUCGGACAGCUGGGUGAAGAAGCCUUCUUCGUAACCCAGGUCUGGGUUGGAGGAUUUGGUGAUGGCGUUCCAGGCGAUGUUCAUCUCGGAUAGCCAGUCGCCGGUGAUGAUGUCGAUGUUGGGCUCGGCAACCAUGCGGGCCAUUGCGGUUGGCAUGUCGCCAGUCGCCCCAGAGACAUUGCCUACACGCAAGGGGCGUCUGGAUAUCAUGGUGACUUAUUGUCGGUUUUGAGGUCGGGAAUUGAGUGAUUGUGGUUGCUGGUUUGACUGCUUCGAACUUCCAAACUCUCCCGGUUGUUGGUCGUCUUCCGAGCAAAGGGUGGUUUUAGUAGGAUUGGUACCAAAUAUUGUUGGGCAAGUUUGCGGCGUUGACGAAGACCAACACUUAUUUCAGGUACUGUGUAGGUAGAAAGAUGUCGGCUUGAAAUACACCCAAGG
Molecule: messenger RNA, 4770 nt
Organism: Exophiala xenobiotica
Lineage: Eukaryota; Fungi; Ascomycota; Eurotiomycetes; Chaetothyriales; Herpotrichiellaceae
Exons: 1
Coding region: 79-2247 (722 amino acids)
Biological process (GO): positive regulation of transcription by RNA polymerase II; DNA-templated transcription
Molecular function (GO): sequence-specific DNA binding; DNA-binding transcription factor activity, RNA polymerase II-specific; zinc ion binding
Source: RefSeq, a predicted model, not a curated record